GUCGCCCAUGGUGCUCACUAGGCGUCACGGCCGCACAGUCCUGUGUUCACGGCGUUAAGGACGCAGCACCGUAGCCUUCUAGCUAGCCGCAUCUGUCACUUCAUUUUAAUAACUCAUUCCGAAGGCCAGUCGUGUAUUUUAUACUACAUUGUUUCGUUAUUAUAUUAUCAUUAAGUUGUUUUAAUUCUCGUUUUAGAUACAGUGAAUACGUUGAUUUUUAAAAAAUGAUCAAGAACGGUCAUCACGCAACAACCGAAGGCGAAGGAGACGGAUCAAAUGCCGGCACUACAGCCUGUAGCCCGGAGAAGAGGAAACGUAUUGUACGGGUGUGGUGUGACGGAUGUUAUGACAUGGUGCACUAUGGUCACUCAAACCAGCUCCGGCAGGCUAAGGCUAUGGGAGAUUACCUCAUCGUUGGGGUCCACACUGAUGGAGAGAUCUCGAGGCACAAGGGCCCCCCCGUGUUCACCCAGGCAGAGCGCUAUAAGAUGGUGCGAGCCAUAAAGUGGGUGGAUGAGAUUGUGGAGGGGGCGCCCUACGUCACCACGCUGGAGACCCUGGACAAGUACAACUGCGACUUCUGCGUGCACGGAGAUGACAUCACGCUAACCGUGGACGGAAAGGACACGUACGAGGAGGUGAAGAAGUCAGGCAGAUACAGGGAGUGUAAGCGCACGCAGGGCGUGUCCACCACAGACCUGGUCGGCCGCAUGCUGCUGAUGACUAAAGCACACCACAGCAACAUCGACAAUUCUGAGUACCAGCGGCAUACAGACAACUUUGGAAAGGGUCCGAAAGGCCACAGCCCUUGGACGGGGGUGUCCCAGUUCCUCCAGACGUCCCAGAAGAUCAUCCAGUUUGCCUCUGGGAAGGAGCCCCAGCCGGGAGACACCAUCAUCUACGUGGCUGGAGCCUUCGACCUAUUCCAUAUUGGUCAUGUGGACUUCCUGGAGACCGUGUACAAGCAGUCUGACAAGCCCUACGUCAUCGUGGGGCUGCACUUCGAUCAGGAGGUGAAUCGCUACAAAGGGAAGAACUAUCCCAUCAUGAACGUCCACGAGAGAACCCUGAGUGUACUGGCCUGCAGGUAUGUGUCGGAGGUGGUGAUUGGAGCACCCUACGCCGUGGGGCGGGACUUGUUGGACCACUUCAAGGUAGACCUGGUGUGCCACGGAAAGACGGAAGUUUUUCCAGACAAGGACGGCUCGGAUCCUUAUGCUGAGGCCAAGAGGAGGGGCAUAUUCCGCACGGUGGACAGCGGCAACGGCCUGACCACCGAUGACAUCGUCCAGAGAAUCAUCAAGAACAGGCUGCAGUUUGAAGCUCGGAACCAGAAGAAGGAGGCCAAGGAGAUGGCGGUGAUCCAGGCCAUGAAGCUCCGUGAGGAGGAGAAGAGUCAGGAACAAGCCCAGGCUGCGCUGUAGGAGAGCCACGCCCCCCUCGCCCUUCCCCGCCCAAUCGCCACGCCCCCCUCACUCUGCCCCGCCCCCACUCCCAUACCCCCACUGCAGCAGCCAUGGCAACACCUUCUACAGGGAAAAAAAAAGCGUAAAAUGACUUCCAGUUGUGUGUGUGUGUGUGUGUGCGUGCGUGUGUAUGUUCUGGAAAAUAUGCAGUUUUCUUUGCUUUUCUUUCUUUUCUGUUUUUGUUUUUUAAUUGUUUAAUAAUGAUGCACGUUUGUUUUUAGCUUGUUUUUAUUGGUGUAUCUGAAUGCAUGAGGUUCAGAAAGAGAGAGAGAGAG
Molecule: messenger RNA, 1741 nt
Organism: Anguilla anguilla (European eel)
Lineage: Eukaryota; Metazoa; Chordata; Actinopteri; Anguilliformes; Anguillidae
Gene: pcyt2
Product: phosphate cytidylyltransferase 2, ethanolamine
Exons: 13
Coding region: 225-1424 (399 amino acids)
Biological process (GO): phosphatidylethanolamine biosynthetic process
Cellular component (GO): cytoplasm
Molecular function (GO): ethanolamine-phosphate cytidylyltransferase activity
Source: RefSeq, a predicted model, not a curated record